Diversispora eburnea is the source of this 290-nucleotide messenger RNA. NCBI's taxonomy places the organism in Eukaryota, Fungi, Glomeromycota, Glomeromycetes, Diversisporales, Diversisporaceae. The record is from the annotation of a GenBank genome assembly.
AUCGAGCACAGCAACGAGAGGUACGUUUUCGUGAAAAAGCCAUCAAACUUGAAGAGGAUCCUGACAAAUUCGUUACCAUUACUGAAAAAGAUAAGCUCGAUUCCAUAGCAUUCCGUGAUAGAAUGCAGACUGAUGCGAGAAUGUGUGGUUAUGCAAAGGAGGCCGAAGAAAACCCCAGCAAAUAUAUGGAUAUGACAGUGCGAGAAAGAUUAAUAAGUGAAGAAAUAAUUUGCCGUUCUCUUGAGAAAAAUGGAAUCACCUCAUCAUGGCUGGAUACCAACGAGAAGUGA